AUGAGGGCCCCCCGGAUAUUGCUCACAUCACUUCUAGCGGUGUCUGUACUCGCUGGUUUGAUCCACAAUGAACAGGACUCUUCGAUAGAGGAAAUUGGUGCCGCCGACGCUUCGGUGGAGUCGCCCAAAAAGUCCCAUCAUCUCAAUAUUCACCACGUGGAAACAGACGACAACGUUCCUUCGCAGUUACAAAUGAACCAGUUGAACCAAAACCAGGAUGUGGACGAAAAACCAUCAUAUAAUGCAUUUCUCAUGUCGAUCUCGAUGAUUGUGGUUUCAGAAAUCGGUGAUAAAACCUUUUUGAUUGCGGCGUUGAUGGCCAUGAAACACAACCGGAUCCUCGUGUUUGCCGCUGCAUUCUCCUCGUUGGCAGUAAUGACGGUUUUGUCCGGAAUUGUGGGCCAUGCGUUGCCGACGUUGAUCUCGCAACGUCUUACCCAAUUUUUGGCGUCGAUUCUUUUCGUGGUUUUCGGCGCCAAGUUGCUCAGAGAGGGCUUGGCAAUGUCCAAGGACGUGGGAGUGGACGAGGAGUUGGCCGAGGUGGAGGAGGAAAUACAAUCCAGUGACCUCAACAACCGGUUGGACUCUGCGGAAUCGGGCGCUCCUUUCGAUCCCAGACCCAACACAAAAAAAUGGUACCAAGAGUACGCCAGCCAAAUGAAGGAUUUGGCGUCGUUUGUGUUGUCUCCCAUCUUUAUCCAGGUGUUCGUAAUGACAUUUUUGGGCGAAUGGGGAGACAGAUCCCAGAUAGCCACCAUUGCCAUGGCAGCUGGAUCCGAGUACUGGUACGUCAUUAUGGGUGCCAUAGUGGGCCACGGGCUUUGCACCGCUGCUGCCUGUGUUGGUGGAAAGUUGUUGGCCAAGCGCAUAUCCAUGAGAACCAUUACCCUUGGUGGUGCCAUUGCAUUUUUCGUGUUUGCGAUUCUCUACUUUUACGACGCCUACUACAACACCGGCGCAGCCUAA
Messenger RNA from Meyerozyma guilliermondii ATCC 6260, 966 nucleotides. It is a transcript of the gene GDT1, whose product is annotated as putative ribosome biosynthesis protein. The transcript has a single exon. Gene Ontology annotation, biological process: Golgi calcium ion homeostasis; Golgi calcium ion transport; manganese ion transmembrane transport. Gene Ontology annotation, cellular component: fungal-type vacuole membrane; Golgi apparatus. Gene Ontology annotation, molecular function: manganese ion transmembrane transporter activity; calcium ion transmembrane transporter activity. Bases 1 to 966 code for a protein of 321 amino acids. The record is from RefSeq and is a predicted model, not a curated record. NCBI's taxonomy places the organism in Eukaryota, Fungi, Ascomycota, Pichiomycetes, Serinales, Debaryomycetaceae.